Molecule: messenger RNA, 1212 nt
Organism: Cryptomeria japonica (Japanese cedar)
Lineage: Eukaryota; Viridiplantae; Streptophyta; Pinopsida; Cupressales; Cupressaceae
Product: 2-oxoglutarate-dependent dioxygenase DAO
Exons: 3
Coding region: 102-1073 (323 amino acids)
Molecular function (GO): dioxygenase activity
Source: RefSeq, a predicted model, not a curated record
AAUAUGCCACCUCUCGAUAAUUCCAUUUAAAUGAAGAAACUUAUGUACGAAUUCAUAAAACUCUUCACAUCUGGUCCUGUGUUACUGCAGCAAAAUACAUAAUGCCUUUGCCCCUUGAACCCUCCAUAGAUCAAGUCGAUCUCCCUGUAAUCGACAUCUCCGAAUUUCUGGAAGACUUAGAUGGUGAAGAUCUGAGCCAGCUUCGAGAUCAUCCCCUUCUCGCCAAACUUAGAAAGGCGUGCAAAGAAUGGGGACUUUUCUACCUUGUCAACCAUGGAAUUCCAGUAGAAAUUCUGGACAAGUCUCAGAAAGCUAGCCGAGAUUUGUUAUCCAUGCCGAUUGAGGUGAAGGACAGAGUAACAACUUCCAAGCCAAUCGAUAGUUACUAUCGAAGCCCUAACUUUGAGACAUUCGGUUUUCCUGAUACUACUAAGUCAGAUUCAAUAGCCCAAACGUGUUUAAAGAUAUGGCCAGAAGGGAAUGCGAAUUUCAGCGAGACAACGGAAAAAUACGCUGUGUGUGUGUCAAAGCUGUCAGAAAAAGUCACGAAAAUGAUUCUUCUAAGCCUGGGGUUGGAUGCCAAGGCUUUCUACCACUCUCACUUUGAAAAGUGCACAGCAAAAUUGCACAUAAACGGCUAUUCAUCGGAAAAAAAACUUAUCGGUGAGGAGACACUGCCUUCCCAUGCAGAUAGCGCGUGCCUCACAGUCCUUUAUCAAGAUGAUGUGGGAGGGCUUCAGAUUCGAUCUCAGGAGGGCGAGUGGUUCAACGUCAAACCUCUAUCUCAUUCAUUUGUUGUCAAUCUGGGGGACUCAUUCAAGGCGUGGACGAAUGGUGGAUACCGCAGCGCAGUGCAUCGCGUUGUUUGUAAAGGGUGGAUAAAUCGUAUGUCUAUUGCCUUCAUAACUACUUUUCCAAUGGAGAUGGAAAUCUGGGCGCCUGCGGAACUUGUUGACGACAACAAUCCAAGGCGUUACAAGCCUUUCCAAUACUCGCUUUUGAAGCAUGAAGUUCAAACUAAUAAAGAAAUUAAAGAUAGGACUACUUUUCUCGAACUAUUCGCCGGUAUAUGAUGAACAGUUUAGUUGGUGCAGUGCUCCGUUCAUAAAAUACGUUCUUGUUUAUCCGACGAUCAAAACCAUGAGGUCGUUGGUUUCAAUUUCCCAUUGAAAUUAAAUUGUGUCUACAAAUAAACGAUUCAGUUUCAAUGUA